Molecule: messenger RNA, 543 nt
Organism: Plasmodium fragile
Lineage: Eukaryota; Apicomplexa; Aconoidasida; Haemosporida; Plasmodiidae
Exons: 3
Coding region: 1-543 (180 amino acids)
Source: RefSeq, a predicted model, not a curated record
AUGAUGUUCCCUGUGCAACUUUCCAUAUUCAGCUUCAUUUUGUACUCCUGGCAACAUCCCGAAAACGCGAAUGAAUCCGGCACAUCAUGGAACCAUACGGCGAAGCAAAAUGACACUCUCGGUAUCAGGAUGCGUAGAUUACUAACGGUUGAAUUGGAUAUGCAAGCACCACCACAACCAAAUAAUACAUUACUGCUCACUCCUGGUAAGGGUCAUGAUAAAAAACUCGCAUCCGGGCAAAAGCCAGGAAAGUCUGGUAAACCAACAACGAAUGUUGCAUCAGAAGGAUCGUUACCGCAGUCACCACAGCAUAAUGUACAAAGUGAAAAGAAAGAAAAGAAGCCAAAAGGAACUGAAGUGACGGGUGCAACGGAUAAGCAAACACCAGAACAGAAUAAAGGUCCCGUUAGUCCUAGUGGAGGGCCAGUGAAAACAACUGCGACGGGUGCAGAUUCCGGAAAACCAGAUGCGAAGGUUGGGACAGAGGGGAUAUUAGUAGCUUCAGAAAAGAAGGCACACAUUAAAGAAACGACCGAGGAAUAA